AAAUUAAUUCCAGGACCACCAGUAUUAACAGAAACUCCCACUUUCUGAAGAAUCAUCGUCUUCUUCAAUCUGCUGAGGAGAUAGAGAGAGAAAAAGCGUUGAUCAUUUGUUGCGAAGAUGAAGAAAGAUGAGACGGUGAAAUUAAUCAGCGCUGAAGGUUUCGAAUUCAUCAUCGAUAAAAAGGCAGCCAUGGUUUCUCAGACUCUUCGCAACAUGCUUACUUCUCCAGGGGGUUUCGCUGAAACGGAGCACGGUGAAGUGACUUUUCCUGAGAUUAGUACUACUAUUCUCGAGAAAAUUUGCCAGUAUUUCUAUUGGUCUCUUCAGUAUGCCAGUGGGAAAAAUACCGAAUUCCACAUUGAACCUGAACUUACUCUGGAGCUGAUGAUGGCUGCUAAUUAUCUCCAUACAUAGGAAGAAUUUGCAUCUCUUUCUCAUGUUGGCAUUCUCUACCAACUAUGGAAUGCUCAAGAACACCACUCGAGAAUUAUAGAAGUUCAUGGUUUUACUGUUUAUCUUCAUGUAUUGGCUAUUAAUUAUGGUCCCUCGGAAAGCACAGGGACCUUUGUGUAGGAAUAGGACUAAUUGUUAAGGCUUUACGGAAAAGAUCAUCUUGGAUACUAAAACUGAAGUAUAUACCGUCGUGAUUUAGAUUAAUAGAACUUUGUAUGUUCAACACUUUGGAAACUAUUGAACACUUUGUCUGACACUGGCCAUAACAGCAGAACUAUACUUGACUU
This is a messenger RNA of Beta vulgaris subsp. vulgaris (sugar beet), 740 nucleotides long. RefSeq lists its product as uncharacterized. The record is from RefSeq and is a predicted model, not a curated record. Lineage: Eukaryota; Viridiplantae; Streptophyta; Magnoliopsida; Caryophyllales; Amaranthaceae. Gene Ontology annotation, molecular function: protein-macromolecule adaptor activity. Gene Ontology annotation, biological process: ubiquitin-dependent protein catabolic process. The transcript is spliced from 4 exons. The coding region runs from base 118 to 414 and encodes 98 amino acids. Gene Ontology annotation, cellular component: elongin complex.